Messenger RNA from Cygnus atratus (black swan), 4335 nucleotides. RefSeq names its product mitogen-activated protein kinase kinase kinase 15 (gene MAP3K15). Gene Ontology annotation, biological process: MAPK cascade; cellular response to stress; protein phosphorylation. The record is from RefSeq and is a predicted model, not a curated record. Bases 1 to 3978 code for a protein of 1325 amino acids. The transcript is spliced from 29 exons. Gene Ontology annotation, molecular function: ATP binding; MAP kinase kinase kinase activity. Lineage: Eukaryota; Metazoa; Chordata; Aves; Anseriformes; Anatidae.
AUGGAGAGUCCCGCGGGCGGCAGCGCGGCGGUGGAGCCGGGGCACCCCGGCACGGAGCCGGAGCUGCCGGCGCCCUGCCCGCCCGAGGCGGCGGCGGCGGCACCGGGCGGUGUGGAGGCGGCGGAGGGCGGCGCGGGUGCCCCGCGGGCGCGCUGCCUGCGGGCCGUGUAUGUGCUCAACGAGCCGCCCAAGGGGGGCGCCGGGGCGCGGAGCCCCGAGGCCGGGGCUCGGCAGUGCCUGCUGAGGGCCUGCGAGGCCGAGGGGGCUCAGCUGGGCACGGUCAACUUCGGGGAGCUGGACUUCGGGGAGACGGCGGUGCUGGACGCCUUCUACGACGCGGAUGUUGCAGUUGUGGAUAUGAGUGAUAUUUCUAAGCAACCAUCACUGUUCUACCACCUCGGUGUGCGUGAAAGCUUUGACAUGGCAAAUAAUGUUAUACUCUACCAUGACACAGAUGCUGACACUGCUCAGUCUCUCAAAGAUAUGGUAUCUCAGAAAAACACAGCUUCCAGUGGCAAUUACUAUUUUAUUCCGUACAUUGUCACACCAUGUGCUGACUACUUUUGCUGUGAAAGUGAUGCCCAGCGAAGAGCUUCUGAGUAUAUGCAACCCAGCUGGGACAAUAUCCUCGGGCCGCUUUGUGUCCCGCUGGUGGACAGGUUUAUCAGCCUUCUCAAGGAUGUUCAUGUUACAUCAUGUGCCUAUUAUAAAGAAACACUGCUAAAUGAUAUUAGAAAAGCUAGAGAGAAGUAUCAAGGAGAUGAACUUGCUAAGGAGCUGGCCAGAAUUAAGCUUCGAAUGGAUAAUACUGAAGUGCUGACUUCUGAUAUUGUCAUAAACCUGCUUCUUUCUUACCGAGAUAUACAGGACUAUGAUGCUAUGGUGAAGCUGGUAGAAACACUUGAAAUGCUUCCUACCUGUGAUCUGGCUGAUCAACACAACAUUAAAUUUCAUUAUGCUUUUGCAUUGAAUCGAAGAAAUAAUGCAGGUGACAGGGAGAAGGCACUGCAAGUCAUGCUUCAAGUCCUGCAGACAUGUGAUCACCCUGCUCCAGAUAUGUUUUGCUUAUGUGGGAGGAUCUACAAGGAUAUGUUUCUUGAUUCUGACUGUAAAGAUACCAAUAGUCGAGAUCAUGCCAUUGAAUGGUAUCGGAAAGGAUUUGAACUCCAGUCAACUCUGUAUUCUGGAAUUAACCUUGCAGUUUUGCUACUUGUUGCAGGACAACAAUUUGAAAGCUCGAUGGAACUGAGAAAAAUAGGUGUACGAUUAAACAGUUUACUGGGAAGAAAAGGAAGCCUAGAAAAAAUGAACAAUUACUGGGACGUGGGACAGUUCUUCAGUGUGAGCAUGCUGGCUAAUGAUGUUAGUAAAGCAGUACAAGCAGCAGAGAAACUUUUUAAGCUGAAACCUCCAGUAUGGUACUUGAAAUCAUUAGUUCAGAAUCUGAUGUUAAUUCAGCGUUUCAAGAAACUCACCAUAGAACAUUCUCCUAGACAAGAAAGAUUGACUUUCUGGCUAGAUAUAAUUUUCGAGGCAACGAAAGAAACAACUAAUGGACUGAGAUUUCCAGUUUUGGUGAUAGAACCAACUAAAGUCUACCAGCCUGCAUAUGUUUCAAUCAACAAUGAAGCGGAUGAAAGAUCUCUUUCUUUGUGGCAUGUCUCUCCCACUGAAAUGAAACAGAUUCAUGAAUGGAAUUUUACAGCUUCUUCCAUAAGGGGAAUAAGUAUUUCCAAGUUUGAUGAACGAUGUUGUUUUCUUUAUGUCCAUGACAACUCUGAUGAUUUUCAAAUCUACUUUUCUACAGAAAACCAAUGCAGUAGAUUCUGUGGGUUGGUGAAGGAAAUUUUGUCUGAUGCAGUUGGCAGUACUUUAGAACUAGAAGGGGAAAUAGAUGGAGACACAUUGGAGUAUGAAUAUGAUUAUGAUGAGAAUGGUGACAGGGUAGUUCUAGGAAAAGGUACUUAUGGAAUAGUCUAUGCUGGAAGAGACCUUAGCAAUCAAGUCCGAAUAGCCAUCAAAGAAAUACCUGAGAGAGACAGCAGAUAUUCUCAACCUCUUCAUGAAGAGAUAGCGCUGCAUAAAUAUUUAAAGCAUCGGAACAUUGUCCAGUAUCUUGGAUCUGUUUCAGAAGAUAGUUACAUUAAGAUUUUUAUGGAGCAGGUGCCAGGAGGCAGCCUCUCGGCUCUCCUGAGAUCUAAGUGGGGCCCAAUGAAAGAACCCACAAUUAAAUUUUACACCAAGCAGAUUCUGGAAGGCCUUAAGUAUCUCCAUGAGAACCAGAUUGUACACAGAGAUAUAAAGGGGGACAAUGUUCUGGUGAACACCUAUAGUGGCGUGGUAAAGAUCUCUGAUUUUGGUACUUCCAAACGACUGGCAGGAAUCAAUCCAUGCACUGAAACAUUUACAGGAACAUUGCAGUACAUGGCUCCAGAAAUCAUUGAUAAAGGACCACGAGGAUACGGUGCACCAGCUGAUAUCUGGUCACUAGGUUGUACCAUUAUUGAAAUGGCAACAGGCAAACCUCCAUUUCAUGAACUAGGGGAGCCUCAAGCAGCAAUGUUUAAAGUUGGGAUGUUUAAGAUUCAUCCUGAAAUUCCAGAAUCGCUGUCCACUGAAGCAAGGGCCUUUAUUUUGCUCUGCUUUGAACCUGAUCCUUGUAAGCGUGUUACAGCAUCUGAUUUGCUCAGAGAUUCCUUCCUGAAGCAAGUAAACAAGGGCAAGAAAAGCAGAAUUGCAUUCAAGCCUUCAGAUUACAACCGUAACACAUCCCUCCCGCUGCCCAUCCACGGAGAGCAGGCUGGCAGUAGCAGCAGCGAGCAUGGCUCCGUUUCGCCAGACUCUGAUGUACAGCACGAUAUGUUUUUUGAAAGGCCAAAGAGAUCCAUUUCAGAGAUUCACGUAAAGCAUCCCAUCUCCCAUUUACUGAGCGUGCCCGACGAGGGCUUGGCCUUGGAGGACAGGAGCGCCUCUCCUUCCCUUGAGGAUAAGGAUUCCGGUCUGUUUCUGCUACGGAAGGACAGCGAACGCCGAGCAAUUCUGUACAAAAUCCUUAAGGAAGAACAGGAUAAAGUUGCUUCAAAUUUGCAGGACUGUAUUGCACAGAGCUCUGAAGAACUGCAACUUUCAAAAGCCCACAUCAACCAAAUUAUUGGGAUUUUAAGGGACUUCAUUCGCUCUCCUGAGCAUAGAGUGAUGGCUUCGACCAUAUCCAAGUUGAAAAUGGAUUUGGACUUUGACAGCACUUCCAUCAAUCAGAUCCAUCUGGUGCUGUUUGGGUUUCAGGAUGCGGUGAACAAAGUAUUAAGGAAUCAUUUAAUAAGGCCCCACUGGAUGUUUGCAAUGGACAACAUAAUUCGCCGUGCAGUCCAAGCAGCAGUCACUAUUCUUAUUCCAGAGCUUCGAGCUCACUUUGAGCCAGCAUCAGAAACGGAAGGUGGGGACAAAGAUGGUGACGAAGUGGAGGAGAGCUACCAGCCCACGGAACAAAAUGGGACCGAGGACCCUGCCGCCACAUCAGGAGUCAGCACCCUCAGCUCCGUGGUGUCACAUGAGGCGCAGCAGCAGCUUAGCCUGGAGUUGGGCAGACUCAAACAGGAGUCGGUCAGGCUUUUGGAAAACCUAAUUCAGAAGGAAAAAGAGUAUCAGACUCUCUUACAACAAUCCUUGGAGCAAAAAACUCAGGAAUUAUGUUUGCUUCAAUUAAAACUUAAACCCAAAGACUCUCGGUGGACUGCAUCAACUUUUAAAGAGAAUGCAGACCCUGAGCUCACGAACUGGCUGAAACAACAAGGAGCAGACUUGGAUGCAAUUAAGAGGUUUGCUGAAGAGGAUUAUACACUAAGCGCUGUCCUCAAUGAUAUCACUAAAGAUGAUUUGCGGUACCUUCAACUGCGAGGGGGUCUUCUCUGCAGAAUUUGGAAUGCCAUAUUAAUCCACCGCCAAACAUCUGAUAAGACCUCAGAGGCAGAAAGUUAGCUCCUUGGAAACAGAACGUGUAAUGGGAAUAAGCAAAUGAAAGACACAUUCCUAAAUUAUUGUAUGUACAUACAUGUAUAGUGGCCUUGCAGGUUUUGCACAACUAGACAGCUUGUUUGACCACCAGUGUAACACAGUGAAUAGUAACAGCUUAUGAAAAAGUGAAGCAGAAGUCAAAUGCCUGUCACCGUAAAUAUAAAGCCUUAGCUGAGACAAAACUUCUGCAAAACAUGUACCACACCUCUGAACUGGCUUUACCGUUGUGAAAACUGUGAACUUAAUGUGUUACAGCUCUGCAGGGGGAUGGUUUGAGCAGGAAGGGGUUAAGCUCUAGCACAUCACCCCUUUGUAGAUGAC